Auanema sp. JU1783 is the source of this 327-nucleotide messenger RNA. Lineage: Eukaryota; Metazoa; Nematoda; Chromadorea; Rhabditida; Rhabditidae. The record is from the annotation of a GenBank genome assembly.
AUGGGUCUCGUAACGAUAGCUUCGGAUCAACUUAUCAACGGCGUUGCUUCGCGCUUAAUCUAUGAAGGUUCUAUAUGUGAUUCAUGGCCAUGUUGGAACGAAGGAACAUGUGUAAGCAAUGGUACUAGAAGCUUCAAAUGUGAAUGUCCACCCUUAUUUACUGGAGAGCAAUGCGAAAGAAAGAUAUCAGACUUGUGUGAAGAAAACAAAUGCUUCUUAGAUAAUUGCUGGAUCAAUGGUCGAAGCUAUAACUGUUCACCCAUUUUCAAAGGUAAAACAAACGCUUUUUCUUCCUUUGUCGGUCUGAAACAGUUAUCGUGUGCUUGA